GUCACAAUAAACGAUGCGGCCGCCGAUCGCUCAACUCGACCCGUCCCUCGCCCAGAUUCGCAUCCUGCAGAUCGAACCAGAAGACCACCACGGCGCGAUUGACACUCAACUGAGGUGCCAACGGCGCGUGGUGUCCCUCGACGACAAGCCCGCCUUCGCAGCCCUUUCGUACGUCUGGGGCGACCAGAAAAGCCACAAGUCCAUCCUUGUCGACGGCGAGCCUACGCCUGUCACGGAUAAUCUUUACGAUGCCCUUCUAUGGUACCGCUCCUGGAAGCCGGACGUGCCAAUUUGGGCCGACGCCAUCUGCAUCAAUCAGGGAGAUGUGGCGGAGAAGAAUCAUCAGGUCGGCAUGAUGGCCCGCGUGUACGAGCAAGCAGUCUGUGUCGUCUGCUGGCUAGGGCCUUCGACACCGCGUAUUGAUGCAUACCUCGAUCGCGGGGUCAGGCUGUGUGCCCAGGUUGACCGCUCUCCUCUGGAUAAGCGGUUGCGAGAGAGACUAGCAUGGGCGCUGUUCCGGUGCAAGUCAUGGCUCACCAUGAAGUCCAGUCUAGAGCAGGCCCGGCAGGUCCUAGAGCUUGUCCUUGGCCAGGUGGAGUUCUUUCAACUGGCCUACUUCCAGCGCAUGUGGACGUUCCAGGAAGAGCUGCUCUCACCCACAUCCAGGGUCGUCUAUGUGCUCGGCAGCAACGUCAUUCGCCAAUACGAUCCACGAGAACCAAGGAAACUGAGGAUUCCUAUAUUUGUAGGGAACAAGAUGAACAGUAUCAAUCCUCGAAACCCAAAUCUAGAUGAAGUCGGGAAGCGAGUCGUCACACUGCUAGAGGACCCAAACUUCCUGCGGAGGGACAUUGUAAUGGCCAAGAUCACCGAAGGGAUCGCAACCUCCAGGCGUCUCAAUGUCACAGAUCGCUUCGAGCUCCUGGUGCUGCUGAGUCUGACCCUCUCACGCAAAUGCAAGGACCCCAGGGACAAACUCUUUGCUGUCAUGGGCCUCUUGGCUCCUGUCGAGACUGUCCUCGUCGGGGGCCAGAUUGCAACGCAAGACUCAUGGGGCGCUCUCAGUUUUGAGGAACAAGAUGAGCUUCUGACAGCUGCACGGGAACGAUACCUUGCGGUAGAUUACAGCAAAGACGUCAAGCUAGUCGUGCUGGAUGCACUUUACUAUAUUCACCACUAUGAGAGCGACACUACCAUCCUGUCCAGACUUAUCUCACGGUACCCGCCCACUGGUCCCUGGACGGCGGCAAUUCCGCCGGACGAUCCGCGUUAUGAAGCUGGAACCUUGGCGCCCCAAGCCUUGCCGUCUUGGCUACCAAAUACCUCGAAGCCCCUCCGUUCCACGAUAUUUCCUUCUAUCGACCUUUCCAAGGACGAGACCUCGAGUGUUGGGCACGUGAAAUGGACCAAGACCCACUGCGAGGGCCGAACACGGGACAUGCUUCGGUUCCGCGUCAAAUUCCUGGGCGAGGUGAUAAUGCUCAGCGCAUUCCCUAGCACCACAUCGAGCAUCGUGGACAUGGUGAUUUCGCUGCUCGAGGAGGCCAGUGAGGCAGAAAAUGCUGCUCGCGACGCGAAACGGGCCACGCGAUCCUUGCAUGAUCGAAAAUUGCAACCGCACCAUGGCGGAUAUAACUUCGCCAGCUUGGUCGAGCACAUUUCGCCGACACGUUUCCUCGCAAGCCGCCUGGAUUACUUCUUCAGGUCGGCCGGGGAUUCCAGCUGGAGCCAUGACACGCCAAGGUGGACCGACGACUGGUAUGCGCUUCGGCGUCCACUGCAGCCGGCACCGCCAGACCGCGCUCCCGCACAACCACCGCCGCCAGCAUCACCACCCCUCGAUGAAGAACGCGGUCCGGAACCGACCAACGAGGCCCCAUCGCGGGCCAGAGCCGAGACACUGCACGGCCUGGCUGUUUUCGUGCUGGACACGGGACGGUUUGGCGUGUGCGCAAACACCGUCAGAGUUGGAGACCGGGUCGCGCUGUCAAUGGCGUGGGAGACUUGCCUGGUCUUGAGGGCCAUGGACACGGCUGUCUUCCAGGGCUACCAAGUCGUCGACUACACUACUGUUGAAGGCAUUGGAGGCUGGGUUGACAAAACAUACGUUGAGGAAGUGAAAAAAAUGCGGGUGGAAGAGGUUAAUGUGUUGUAACGCGACUAGAUGCCAAUGUGCUUUGUUUUGGGGGAACCGCAUGUGUAUGUGUGGUUGAAAAGUGGCCGAUUUAUGAGAACUGUACUCAGUGCCUCGACUUUGAGCGCCUUCCUUCAUUUAUCCAGCCUUUACGUGACCAUGACAUCGAUUCUCGAAAUCCUCACUAUGUAUAAAGUGCUCCUCCGAAACGUCCUGAAAGGGCACACCAAGGGCACAAUGAGAACA
Messenger RNA from Microdochium trichocladiopsis, 2380 nucleotides. RefSeq names its product heterokaryon incompatibility protein-domain-containing protein. The transcript has a single exon. The record is from RefSeq and is a predicted model, not a curated record. Bases 14 to 2155 code for a protein of 713 amino acids. NCBI's taxonomy places the organism in Eukaryota, Fungi, Ascomycota, Sordariomycetes, Xylariales, Microdochiaceae.